Phymastichus coffea is the source of this 2799-nucleotide messenger RNA. Its product is annotated as SET and MYND domain-containing protein 4-like. Gene Ontology annotation, molecular function: protein binding. The record is from RefSeq and is a predicted model, not a curated record. Bases 197 to 2068 code for a protein of 623 amino acids. The transcript is spliced from 6 exons. Lineage: Eukaryota; Metazoa; Arthropoda; Insecta; Hymenoptera; Eulophidae.
CAAAACUCACCCUCUUUGACGUGCUAGGACUGUGCUAUAGAAUAAAAACUGCAUGGCAAGGUUACUUUCAUGAAUCGACUUUUGGGACUUCAAUUUCAAAUGCAUUUAUCAGAAAAUAUCGAAACUAAUCGAAAAUUGUUGUAAUGAACUAAAGUAUCUGAUACAAAUAAAAAAAGGAUAAUUAUUAAAAAUCACAAUGGAUAUAAAAGUUUUGAAUCAAAUCAAUGAAAUCUUGAAGUGGAAUGAGGCUUUUGAAAAAUUGGAACUAGAUUAUGGUGAACCUAUUGUAAAAAAAUGUGCUAAAGUAUCAACAACAUUUCGUUCAGAAGGCAACCAUAUUUACACUAACAAAAAUCAUAAUUUGGAAGAUCAUAUAGCAAUAUUAAUAUUAUAUUCCAAGAGUAUUGCUUUUGCUCCACCCAACUCAGAUCAGAUAGCAUUGGCUUAUAGUAAUAGAUCAGCAUUAUGGAUGCACUUACAAGAGUACAAGAGAUGCUUAAUUGACAUCAAUAGAGCUCUUGAAAAUUCUGUACCCAGUAAUUUAAAAGAAAAACUUCUUGUUCGAAAAAUAAAAUGUUAUGCAUUUUUAAAUGGUUCUUACGAAAAAAACAGGAAGAGCAUAGAUGUGAUAUCUAAAAGCUUAAAAAACCAUAGUAAACUCAGUGAUACUCAAAAUUUAUUAAUUGAAUUAGAAAAAAUUAUAAUAGGAGACUUAGAUCAGCUUUCAUAUUUAGAAAUUUAUGACAAGACAGAAAUUCCAAAAAUUAUAUCAUCUAAAAAAAUUCCUAGUUUUAUUGAUGGUAUUGUGUUAAAAUAUUCUAAAAAAUAUGGUAGACAUGUUGUAGCAAAUCGAGAUAUAGAACCUGGUGAAAUCAUUGCUGUUGAAGAAGCUUAUAUUGCUUUACCAAAGAUAAAUAAAAUGUAUACUGUUUGUUCUCAUUGCUUGGAAUAUGCAUGGAAUGGAAUUCCAUGUGAUUCCUGUCCUUUUACUUUUUAUUGUACACAAACAUGCAAAAUAGAAGCUUGGGAUAAGUACCAUGAUUUAGAAUGUUCUUUGCUUCCAUUUCUUCACUGUAAAGAUAUUUUGAGUGAAUUAGAGGUACCGAAUGCAUUAGCAGCCUUAAGAUUACUGAUUACAGCAAUAAAAAAAGAAGGCUUAGAUAAUGUCAUGAACCAAGCUGCAAUUAUUGAUAAUGAAAAAGAUAUGCAUUUGAAAGGAUUUUUCUCUAAUGGCAUAAUUUACAGUAACAAAUUUCAGACAUCUUAUAAUCUGCAAAGUGAUUGUGCUAUGAAGAAUGAUAUUUUUUCUAUGAUGAUAUUUACUUUAUUGUCCAGAUACACAAAGUUAUUUCCAAAAAUAGAAAAAUAUGUAGAUCAGAAAAUGGCUUUGAAAGUUGUAGCUUUUAAAAAGUUACUAAGCAAACUCAAAUGUAUAAUAGAUUGUAAUGUUUACAAUUUUCAAGAUUUUAAUUGUAACUGUAUUGAUUAUGAAUACUGCUCUGAAUACUGCAUCAAAAAUAGAGGAGUUGUUCUUACUCCUUGCUGUAGUCUAUUUAAUCAUAGUUGUUAUCCUAAUGUCAACAGAACAUUUGUUGCUAAAAAAAAAAUGAUUGUGUUUGUCACUCGUCCUGUGAAAAAAGGAGAGCAGUUAUGUCAAACAUAUGGUCCAAUAUUAACCAUGGAGAAAAAAUCAAGGCAACAAUUACUGCAAACACAUUUUCAAUUUCAAUGCGAUUGUCAACCUUGUCUUGAAGAUUGGCCUACAAUACCUCUAGUUAUUGAGGAUGAUAAGGCAUUGCUCAUAGUUCGAUUAAUGAACGAGUUCACAGAAAAAUACUGUGGUGGACGAGAAGAUUCUUUAUUUAUUCAACCUGUUGAUCAAUGGUCUUACGAUCAAGAAACAUUAAACGGUAUUUUACACAGAUUGACAUUGAUCUAUAAACAUUACACAAAGUAUUCAGCUGCUCUAUUAAGUACGCAUUACAGGCAAUACCUUGUUAAUGCUUAUAACGAACUAUACGGAAUUAAACCUUUAAAAAUGAAUGAUUGUGGAAGUGAAAUCAACUAAUUAGGAUUUUAAUAACUUAAAAAUCGAUGUUUUUAAGACUUUAUUUGAAUUAGUGCCGCUUUUGGAGUUUGUCUCACAAUCGAUAUAAGUAAUAGCAACAUAUUGUAUGCUCAACUAGUACAUUUGGAUACUAAUGCAAGAAAAUGAAUUUAGUCACAUGUGAAUGUUAUUACGGAGGUGGAAUCAUUUCGAAACUCAAUGUGUAAGGACUCGAUUUACGCACGUUCGAGAAAAGAAACGUGCUUUAAAUCUUAUUUUGUACACGUUGUAUCGACAAAUCAAGUUAGAUGCAUAUGUAAAAGAAAGUGAUUUUACCUUUGGAUAGCCUCACGUGAGGUUCGAUUCUUUUUGUCGCACUAGUAUCGAAUACACCAUUUUAUUUCCGAAAGUCCAUAAGUAAUCUUGCCUAUCUUUAUAUAUAAUCAGUUUUAUUUAUUUUGACCAACUAAACUUCGUAAUUGAGUUUUUAAAAACUGUAAAACUUUAAGUUAAAUUUUAUUCUUACGAUGAUCACUACUGUAGUGAUUUUAUAUAAAUAUCGCAGUUUUAAGUUUUAUUAUAAUACACAUCAUAAAAUUUUAGUUAUCCAGUUAUAAAAAAUUCAUUGAACUCACGAAUUAUUUAUUACCUUUUUGAAUCUUAUGCUAUCGAGUAUAUGUAUUUCAAUGCCAGCUUUCUAGAUGUUCAUUAAUAUUGUGAUAAUGUAAAAUAUGAUUGUAAAAUUGACUGUA